ACGAUAGCCAAGUUCGAUAAAACAAAGCACCUGCAUUUUGAGCGUGCAUAGCAACAAUUAGUCUGUUAUUUAAUUAUUUCAAGUUGCAAUACAAAAAUGAGUAAAAUUGAUAAAAUAAAACGCGAAGCAAGUGUUUUACAAGGUCACUCUCCAGUGAACAAGUAUGAGUUGCUGUGUGUGGAAAGAAUGUCUCGUGGCCAGUUGGGCCCAGAUGAGGAGAAGAUGCAGUUGGCUUUCCAGGCCUUCGAUACCAUCAUUCCCAACCUCGGAGUCUAUAUAAGGAUUUUUAAGCGCCUGAGAGACGAUUUGUUUGAGGCUGUUUACAGCGAUGACCUGACUACAGCACAAGAUGGCAGUGUUACCCCGAUACCAUACUUCAUUCACAUUGCUCGCCGUCAGAACACACAGUCAGAGAAAAUGGAUGAAAUGGAGGAACAGCUAGAGACAGUUAAAAAGAGAUUAUUUGAAAAGCACAAACAGCUCGAAGAAAGUCACAGAGAGAAUCUGCAGCUCAAGCAGACCGUGGCUGAACUCAAAGAGGUCAUUGCAGACAUGAAGGAAAAAAUGGUGGACAAACUGGCUGACAUUGAAAGUCUAAACAAUGACCUGGUGAAGGAGAGAGACAAUCGCCAACGUGAGAAAGAGCGUAUGAUGGCUGAUAUUAACGACUUAAAUACUGCUCUACAAGAAAACAAGGAAGAAAUAGAGUACCUGUCCACUUUCAAGAAAGGCUAUGAUGAUCUGUCAGUCGCUUUUACUGAUCAGCCUGAAGAUUCUGUAACACCACGAAGUCAGAAAAAGCCUGUGGUAUCCACAAAGCGGGCCAACAUCAUGACUAAUAUCCAGCUUGCCAAGAAGCUGGAAGAGCAGAUCAUGACAGUUCUCAACACGGCAGUAGAAGAGUUUGACAAAUUCCUGGAAGGCCACAAGGAGGAGUUGCUGCAGUUUGAGACGCACGAGGAGCAGACGGACGCAGAGUUUGACGCCCAGCAGAUCGACAUCGACAACGCUGACCAGCAGUUAGAAGCUAUUCAAGAGAGGUUCAAGAGCACAGUGGGUGACAUUUCUAACGAGCUCCUGCUUCUCAAGCAGCACAGCACUAUGCUGAUGGAGCAGCUACAGAUCCUGGAGGAGACACACCCCACCAUCAUGAGAAAGGGUGAAAAGCUGAGAGUAGAGGCAGGUGUCUCUAAAUCAGAUUCCAUUCUUUCGGCGGGUCUGGGUGAGGAUGAAGAUGAUGCUGACAACGACCCAUUCAUUCCACAAGAGCGGGUCUUCAGCAAGUAUGCCGCCAUGGUUUACACCUCCAACAACCAGGGCAAAUCAUUUGAGGAAUUUAAAGAUGCCAAGUUUUGUCAAAGCUGUGGUGAAAAGACUGUGAUUUGUCCUCACAAGCUCCCAGGUUCAGAGAAGGUGUUCCCGUUGCCCAUUAACUGCACCCACAUCAAGAUUUCACGUCCAAAAGUGAAAAUCAACAAGGAGUUGAUGAGAGAGCUGAUGAAGGCCCAGGAUGAUGAGGAGGUGUCCUUUGAUUUCCCAUCCUCUGUUGGCAAGCAGUUUGACACGAGUCGAGAACAGAGUGUCCGGGGUGGUCCAGGCUCCUUAGUGUCCAUUGACUCGAGUCGAGACGGGAUGACCAGUGGGGCAGGCAGUGAGAUUCACAUGAGAUACAGUCUACUGUCGGUGUUUGAUGACUUCAAACAGAGGUCCAGUCUGGAGAGGGAUGUUCCACGGCCAAUCCCUCUGGAGAGGUGCAUUUCCAUCAUAGAACAGUUCUGGACGUACGUCAUAUUUGAAGAUGACAACGGUAAAGAAGAGGACAUGCACGAUUCUAUUAUGGACAAGCUGUACAAGUUCAUGGAGGAGAGGUACAUUGUGAAGGACAUAAUGCUUCUGUGUAACUAUGACUUCCUGUCGGCCAUUGUGGAGUAUUCAGAGCAAGAUAAGAUAGUCCAGCUGUUUGCCCACAUCCUGGUGGGUAACCUAGAGGGCGCCGUGUUCCGCUACACGAUGCUGCUGUGCGACUUCAUUGACGCCAUCGACUGGCAUGAGGUGGAAGACUUCAGGGCGUUUGCCUCUGUUGUCUAUCCAUUCCUAGGGGAAGAUGAUCUGGAGACCCUGCAGAUGAACUACACGUCAUUCAGCGAGAACAAGGUGUCCAAAAACAUGGUGUCCCAGUUUAUCAUUCGUCUCAUACUGAAGUACCGGGAACCGCGCAUACAAGAUAUGGAGAAUAGGAUCAUGCCGUUCCAGACGCAGCCGGAGGGCCGUCAGUCUGGUCUGACCGAGCGGGAGUUCAAGGAGGCCAUCGACAACAUCCUGCCGCUCACCAACGACCAGCUGAGGCGCAGGCUGUUCUUCGAGACCGAGAAAAUGGUGCGCCGAGAAGGGACGCUGAACUGCGUGUCCGUCAUGAGGUGUGCACAAAUUGCAAGUUACCUGGGACUUCUCAAUAUCACGAACGUCGUGCGGGACACGAUCAAUGGCAAGGUCACAGAGUGGCGUCGUAGACCAAGCAGCUCUGGGUCAGCGCGUGUGGUCCACGAGCACGAGGCUCAUCUGCUGCAUGAUGAUGAUAGUAAACUGAUCACUAUGUCCAAGGUGAAACUCCUCUCAGCAAAUAUCUCAAGGCGAAUACAGCUUCGUCAAGAACGCUACGAUGUAGCCGAGGACCAGCCAUACUACAACUGAACUGAUGAAGGGCACUUAUAAUGGAGUCACAGUUCAGGGGCCUGGUACUCACAAACAUCAUCUUAAAGGCACUUGUUCACAUAUUGUGAAAAUGAAGUUUUUCCUACUUUUUGUCAUGGCUUCAAAACAGAAGGACUAUGUGCAUCAGGAAGCAAAAAAACAACUAAUGAUGUACACUUGCGAGUUAUGAUCAUUUGAAAUAGAUAUGGGCCAUGCUCUGUGAAAAGCGGGUUAAAUGCAUGUGCUUAAUGUGUCGUCCCAGAUUAGCCUGUGCAGUUCGCACAGUCGUAUACAGUGAAUCUGAUCUUAGCAAAAAUCCAGUUUAGUGGGAAAGUGUUGUCCCUGAUUAGCCUGUGUGGACUUAACAGGCUAAUUCGGGAUGACAUUUUACGCACAUGCAUUAAACCCCCUUUUCACGGAGCACGGCUCAUAUUUGAGUAUAAUUAAAUGAGUAUUUACUUAUGUUUCUGCUGUUUUCUUUACAUUGUGUGACAUAUCAUGGAUGCCUUAUAAACAGUUUUAAAUGCAUGUUGUGAUAUAAUAUCAUAGUAUGGAUUGUUCAAUGGUUAAAGAAUAUCCUUUUUAUCUAAGGUCACUGGUUCAAGUCCUAUGCAGCAAAAAUAAAUAAAUUACUUUUAAAUUUUUUUCAUUGUUAUUAUACAAGAGCUUUCUAAUUUAAUAUUACAUUCAUCAAUUCAAAGCAUAUAAUGAGAAACUUUUAAAACAUUCCAAAACUCUGUGAACACAACCCUUUGAAUUAUUUUGUUCUUCAGGGAGCAUUUCGGAUAAAAUGUUCAAUGGUUUGCCGAGAUCCAAAUUUGCUAGUUAUAAAUUCUUAAUGCUGAAGUUUAACCUUGAAAUUUUAAACAUGGAAACAAUACUUUUUUGCUCAAAGUUUCAAUGCAGAAGUUUGAUACAUGAACAUUAGUAAAAUGGUUUCACAAAAUUCACAUAAAACAAGUUAAGGUCAAUAAUUACUUGCAUUCAUAUUUUGGUAACAUUCGACUAUAUGGCAUAGGACAAAUAGUAAGCGAUAUUUACCCUUUCCCACUCUGAAGCAAAGUUAAAAUGACUAUGUGCAAACAGCAUAAAAGCAGAACAGCCUGCAAGUGACUCACAGUCUGUUCAGGUUUUAUGCUGUUUGCUGCUCAUCAGUAUCUAUAGGUUGGAAAUGAAGCCUUUAAAACUUUCAUUUAGUAAAAAAGGUCUUUAAUAAAGUGUAACUUUCUAAGGGACCACAAAUACGUUGCUCGCAGACUGUUCUGGUUUAUGCUGUUUGCACAUAGCCAUUUCACUUUGCUUCUGAGUGCAAAAGGGUAAAAUGACUUGUUCUAUAACAGUCUUUGUUUGUUUUGUGUUGUCUGAUUAAAUCAUGCAUCACUGUUAUAUACAUGAUCGUGUUUUAAUUUUUAUGUUUUGUGAUAAAUCUUAUUUUGUGA
Molecule: messenger RNA, 4130 nt
Organism: Dreissena polymorpha
Lineage: Eukaryota; Metazoa; Mollusca; Bivalvia; Myida; Dreissenidae
Exons: 22
Coding region: 97-2691 (864 amino acids)
Source: RefSeq, a predicted model, not a curated record